Molecule: messenger RNA, 1241 nt
Organism: Pipra filicauda (Wire-tailed manakin)
Lineage: Eukaryota; Metazoa; Chordata; Aves; Passeriformes; Pipridae
Product: PHD finger protein 7-like
Exons: 10
Coding region: 1-1164 (387 amino acids)
Cellular component (GO): nucleus
Source: RefSeq, a predicted model, not a curated record
AUGGUAGCUCUCCCUGCACUGUGGCAGGCUGUGACCAAUCAGCGGCAGAGGAGCGGGAAAACUGGGGAGACAGGACUCGUCUCACAUCUGCCUCAGAACCAGUGGAGGAGCACCUGGAGGAGACCUCGGUGUUUUAAGGACAGAGACCCACCGCUGACAGUCAUCAUGUCACACAGGGAGGAGGAGGCCCCCAGAGGGAGGGAGCCAGCAUGCCUGCUGUGUCGGCAAUCAGAUGCUGACUCGGACAUCUGCGGGGAAAAACUCUUCAUACAUGGGUUCUGUGCCCACGAGAACUGCCUGUUUUUUGCCAACAACUUUCCUGACCGCCCGGUUCAUCGAGGAGGACUCUGGUGUCUUCACUCAUGGGAGAUCCGAGAUGUAGUCUCCCAGGCGGCAGAGCAGAGCUGCAGCAUCUGUGGCCAAAUCGGGGCCACCAUUUACUGCUGUAGAAGACACUGUGAUGUGAGCUUCCACCUGCCCUGUGCCAAGCAGGGAGGCUGUGUCACCCAGUUCUGCAGACCAUUCAGGGCCUUCUGUGCUGCACACAGGCCAGAGCAGGCAGUGGAGGCGACUCCAGAGCCGGGCACCGAAUGCCUCAUCUGCAUGGAGCCUGUGGAGGACAGAAAGACCUUUAACACCCUGGUGUGCCCAGCCUGCAAAAGUGCCUGGUUCCACAGGGACUGCAUCCAAGGACAGGCUCUGCAUGCUGGUUAUUCCUCCAUCCAGUGCCCCCUCUGCAGAAAUGAUGACGCAUUUCGCAAGGAUCUGCUCACCAUGGGGAUCCGAAUCCCCUUCAGACCACCAACAUGGGAGGGCUUUAAUGCAUUUGAUGAGCUGGGAGACAGACACAGGCGCUGUGAUGCCAGUGAGUGCCUUUUUCCAGGAGGCAGGCAGGAGGCAGAGGGACAGGGGCCCUGGGAACUGCUCCUGUGCUCCUCCUGUGCUGCCGAGGGCACCCACAGACACUGCUCUGGCCUGAGGACCAGUAUAACCAGCUGGGAAUGUGAUGGCUGUGCUGGCCUGGGCACAUCCUCCCGAGUUGACUCCCGGCUUCCUGGUGUCAGCAUGGCCAGGCAGUCAGGACUGGAGCCUUGUGAUGGCUCCAGGGAACCCCAGACCACCAGCAGAAUGUCCCACAAUGGUCUGGGUUGGAAGGGACCUUAAAGACCAUCUCAUUCCAGGCAGUCUCAUUCCAAGACCAUCCCUGCCCAUGGCAGGGACACCUUCCACUAGCCCAGGGU